CAAUAAUGUCUUUAUUUUUAUAGGUUUUGUAUCUUUGUUCUGUUUCUUUGGAUCUAUAUUUUAAGAAAAGUUUAUUCUGGUGAUUUUUCUUUUGGCUUUGCCUUUUGUUAGUCGUGUUAUUCAUUCAUUUUUUAACCCAAAUUGAAAUCCAUUUUCUGAGCGAUUAGAGUCUUAGUCCAACAUAAAGUCUGUGCGUUCGAGCUGCAGACGGACGUGUGUGUGUCACAGCGCGACGAGCUGCAGCUGAAAAACAAACACAACGACAGACACAAAAUGAAGGCUUGAAAAUAAGAGAUGAAAGUUUCCUAAAAAAUGAAUCAGCCAAAAUAAAGUUCAGAGAAGAAACAACGAGAAUCUGGAGGAAGAAGAAGAGUCUAACUCAAGUGUUUUUGAGCGCCAACACGUCGAGGUGUGAGCGCAUCAGCACGUCAGGACGUCCAGCUCGUGUGUGUCUUGUGUGUGUGAAUGUGUGUGUGGAGUGUGUUGUGUGUGUGAAUGUGUGUGUGGAGUGUGUGUGUGUGUAUCUUUGUGUGUGUGUGUGUGUGAAUGUGAAUGCGUGUUGUGUGUGUGAAGGGUGGAGUUGCUGUUUAAAACUGACACUUCUCUGAAGUCUUGUCAUUUCAGUUUUACACCUGCUCCUCCAGCGUCUCCUGCGUCUCCUGCUCACGGAUGGCGUGGCUCCUCCCCCUCCCACUGGUCAGGAUGGCGUGGCUCCUCCCCCUCUCCGUCCUGUGCGGCUGCAUCUCAUUGGUCGCCUCGUGUCACGUGGCGUCGGCCACGGAGUGUCACGGCGUGCCCUUCGUGCCGGGUCAUAACCUGGUGGGGGAGGGGUUUGACCUGGUGCGCCUGGUGCCCACCGGGAGCACCGUGGUCGACGUCAAGACGUUUAUGAACGGUGGCGAACAUGGCAACUGCACCGUGUGUCACAACGCACUGGUCAACCAGACUCAGAAGUUGCCGGCGUCCGUGAAAGACUGGAGGAUCAAGGUUCGAUGUAGUCGCAGUCUCAGUUCUCAGGUUUUCUCCUCGUCUCAGUCGGUGCUUCAAGAGUCCAGCAAGAGUCUGAGCGCCUCCUGGAAGGUGGGUCUGGGUCUGCCCGGUCUGGGGGGCGUGGCCGUGGGCGGGUCUCACUCCAAGUCCUCGACUUUUGCUCAGAGCCACAGUAAAUCAGACAAGUUUUCCUUCAUACGGCACAAGGUCAGCUGUGAAUACUACACGUUCCGGGUUCACGCCCGCCCCCCCCUCACCAAAGAGUUCGAGGAGUCGCUGCAGCACCUCCCCUCCACCCUCCAACUCCACAACAACUCAGCUUUUCAGCAGUUCAUCGCGCUUUACGGCACUCACUACAUGCGGCGGGUGACGCUGGGUGGACAGGUGCACUCCCUGACGGCCGUGCGCACCUGUCAGUCCUCCAUGAACAAACUGUCCACCAGAACCAUCAGCAACUGUCUGAGCGCCGAGGUCGGGGCCGUCAUCAAGGGGAUCAAGGUGAGCGCCGCCUCGUCCUUCUGUAAGGCUCAGGGGAAGAAGUUGGGACACGGUCAGACGUUCAGCGGCGCCUUCUCCGAUCGCACCGUGGAGGUCAUGGGCGGAGACUCAAGUGUGGGCGGAGUCCUGUUCGACCCUCACGGCGCCGCCGCCUAUCAGAAGUGGCUUGGCUCGCUCCGGACGCUGCCCGGGGUCGUCCAGUACCACCUCAGCCCCCUGCACCUCCUGGUACGAGGAAACCCUCACCUGCGCUCCAAUCUGCGGGCGGCGAUUCGUCAUCACAUUGUGACGAACGCCGUGUCCCUGAAGUGCCGCAGACCCUGUCGGACGGGCUCUCAGGACUCGGCCUCGUGCUCCUGCUCCUGUCACGGCCACAGCCUGGUGAACUCCGAGUGCUGCCCGCAGGCGGUGGGCGUGGCCUGGCUCAACGUGGUGGUGGUGAAAGGGGAGGGGCUUUGGGGCGACUACUUUUCCAAAACCGACGGAUACGUCAAAGUGUUUUACGGACAGCAGGGCGCCACCUCUGGAGUGAUCUGGAACAACGACUUCCCCGUCUGGAACUUCAGGGUGCGGCUCGGAACGGCCAAUCUCCUCUCACAAAAGAAGCUGCAGGUCGAGGUCUGGGAUCGCGACAGCCGCUGGAACGACGACCUUUUGGGGCGAGUCAACAUCAUCCCAACGGCGGGACAAACCCGACGCCGCUACCGCCUCAAACACGGAUCUGUGACCAUCCAGACCAACGCCGGGUGCGCCCCCUUCCUCCAGGGGUCGCUGUGUCAGACCUACAAGCCCUCCCCCCAGGACCAGGACCAGGACCAGGGACCAGACCAGGACCAGGCCUUGUCCAGUCAGCAGCAGAGCACAUACAGGGAGAUCAUGGUUCAAGGAGAAAAGAGAGACCAGGGACUAGACCAGGAUCUAGACCAGGGGCUAGACCAGGACCAAGGACUGGACCAGGGACUAGAUCAGGGACUAGAUCAGGACCAGGGACUGGACCAGGGACUAGAUCAGGACCAGGGACUGGACCAGGGACUAGAUCAGGACCAGGGACUGAACCAGGGACUAAACCAGGACCUGGGACUAGAGCAGGGGUCAGGGUUGGGGUCAGGGUCAGGUCAGGGGUCGGGGGUGAAGUUUUCUUUUUAAGUUUGUUUGAAGUUAAAUCUCGUUGAUGAUGAUGAUGAUGAUGUCAUGUUUGUGACACUUGAGGCUUUUGAGCAGCUGAUUGGACGAGAGCUGGUGAUGUCAUGGCAGCAUUUGUGCUAUAGUUUAUAUAUAGUUUAUACACAUGUUAUAUACAGUUUAUAUACAUGUUAUAUACAGUUUAUACACAUGUUAUAUACAGUUUAUACACAUGU
Molecule: messenger RNA, 2846 nt
Organism: Boleophthalmus pectinirostris (great blue-spotted mudskipper)
Lineage: Eukaryota; Metazoa; Chordata; Actinopteri; Gobiiformes; Gobiidae
Gene: prf1.3
Product: perforin 1.3
Exons: 9
Coding region: 670-2634 (654 amino acids)
Source: RefSeq, a predicted model, not a curated record